Messenger RNA from Morone saxatilis (striped sea-bass), 4949 nucleotides. RefSeq names its product lactase-phlorizin hydrolase. Gene Ontology annotation, molecular function: lactase activity. The record is from RefSeq and is a predicted model, not a curated record. Lineage: Eukaryota; Metazoa; Chordata; Actinopteri; Moronidae. Gene Ontology annotation, biological process: carbohydrate metabolic process.
GUGGGAAUUUGCCUAUCCUGAUAUACAAGAUGACCAUUGAUGGUUGUACAGACAGUCAAUUCCAGCUCCUUGGCAAUUUCCUACAAGUCUUGAACAACAAUGACCUGAAUAUUGUGGGAUGUGACACGGUGGACAUGUUGGGUAAGCUGGAAAUGCAGGACAUCCUAACCAGUCAAGGUAUCUUAGAGUACAAAGGAAUUGCAGAAUUUAGAAACAGUUAUCAGAAUGUGUGGAAUAAAUUCGGGACCCAGACCACAACAGAACGAGAUCGUUUCCUCAAUGAAUCAUUCCCCUCUGGCUUCCAAUGGGCCACAUCCAGUGAGUCCUUCAAGGUUGAGGGAGGCUGGUUAGAAGAUGGGAAGGGACAGACCAUCUGGGACCGUUUUGGUCAUGACGAUCUAGCCUUCGCGAAUCAGACAGCUGAUCUAGCCUGUGACAGUUACCACAAAGUGGAUUAUGAUGUCUACCUCCUACGAGGUCUUCAGGUCAACACCUACCAGUUUUCCAUCUCCUGGGCUCGUAUUUUCCCCUCAGGCCACCGGGGCAGCCAUUCAGAGAAAGGGGCUCUCUACUAUGACAAGCUGAUCAAUGCUCUCAUAGAGUCUGGCAUACACCCUGUUGUCACUCUCUACCACUGGGAUCUGCCCCAGGCACUGCAGGAGCAUGGUGGAUGGACCAAUGCUUCCAUUGUUGAAGCCUUCAAGGACUACUCAGACUUCUGCUUCUCCAGGUUUGGAGACAGAGUAAAGACCUGGAACACAUUCAGUAGCCCCUGGGUGGUGAGCCAUGCGGGGUAUGGUACUGGUGAGCAUGCCCCUGGAAUAAAAGACUAUGUGGUUGCCUCCUAUCAGGUCACUCACAAUAUGAUCAAGUCCCAUGCUGAAGCCUGGCAUGUCUACAAUGACAAGUACAGAAAGACACAAGGAGGGAAAGUAGGCAUUGCAUUGAACUCUGACUGGGUUGAGCCCAUGACCCCCUCCAGACCUGAAGAUAUAGUAGCUGCAGAUCGCUACCUGCAGUUCAUGCUGGGCUGGUUUGCACAUCCCAUAUUUGUGGAUGGAGAUUAUCCUGCAACACUCAAGACUCAGAUUGAACAGAAAAGAAAUAAGUGUCCCCACUCUGAGCCUGCAAGACUUCCAGUUUUCACUCCUGAAGAAAGCCGAAGAAUACAUGGAACAGCAGACUUUUUGGGAUUAAACCACUACACCUCUAGGUUAGUCAACAACAGUGAAGGUGGCUGCACCCCUGGUCCUCAGGGAGUAGGGGACUUCCAGGCACAUGUGGACCCUUCAUGGUCUUCGACAGCUUCUGACUGGAUCUAUUCUGCACCUUGGGGUCUCCGAAGGCUUCUAAACUUCAUUUCCACUGAAUACUUGAAUGUUACCAAAGUGCCAAUCCAUAUCACUGGGAAUGGUAUGCCUACUGAAUACAGUGGGGACACUCUCAAUGACAGCCACCGAAUAGAGUACAUGAAGAGUUACAUCAAUGAGGCCCUGAAAGCUAUUCAUUUUGAUGGAGUAAAUGUGCAGCGGUUUACUGUCCAGUCACUCAUGGAUGGCUUUGAAGGUCCACAAGGCUACAGUCAGCGUUUUGGGUUGCAUCAUGUCAACUUUGACCUGCCUGACAGACCCAGGACUCCAAAGCAGUCUGCCUACUUUUACUCUGAAGUUAUUGAUAAAAAUGGGUUUGCCUCCAAAAAACAGUACUAUUAUGUACCAGAAUUCAAAAGCACAGAGUCAAAUAAAGUUUCAUCAAUGCCACCUUCAAAAGUCCCAUCCCAAGCCAGCAGUGUUUGGAGAAAAUUUUCCAGCCAAACGAACUUUCAGAGAAAACUCUACCACUAUGGCACUUUCCCAAAGGGCUUCAGUUGGGGAGUAUCAUCUUCGGCUUACCAGAUUGAAGGUGGCUGGAAUGCUGAUGGGAAGGGGCCUAGCAUCUGGGAUACAUUCACCCACAAACCUGGCAGUAUUCCUGCUAAUGCCAAUGGAGAUGUGGCCUGUGACAGCUACAACAGACUUGAAGAAGACCUCUACAUGCUUCGAGCCCUGAGAGUGAAAACAUACAGAUUCUCUUUGUCCUGGUCCAGGAUCUUUCCUGAUGGUCGACGUACCUCUCUGAACCGGAAAGGUGUUGAAUACUACAAUAGACUCAUCGAUGACCUCAUGGCGAAUAACAUCACUCCCAUGGUGACACUUUACCACUGGGACCUCCCUCAAGCUUUGCAAAACCUUGGAGGUUGGGACAAUGUAGACAUGAUUAACAUCUUUAAUGACUUUUGUGACUUUUGCUUUGCCACCUUCGGAGACAGAGUGAAAUUCUGGAUGACUUUCAAUCAGCCUCAGACAAUUGCAUGGUCAGCGAUAGCGUGACUUGGACGAUCGCACCAAUGUUAGAAUCCUGGAAUGCACCAUAAUCAAGUUGCAGCCACAACCUUUAUAAAAGGCCAUGCCAAGGCUUACCACAUCCAUAAUAUCGAUAGUAUCGCUAAAUUGCAGGGUGGUCUGUAAUCGUGUCUCAAUUCUGAUUGGAUUGAACGCUGAAAGAGUUCUAAAAAAUUUUCGCCCGUGAAGUGGUGGCUGCUGACCGUGAAGCUGCAGUUCCAACUGGGUUGGUUUGCACAUCCCAUUUUUAAGAAUGGUGACUAUCCUGAUGCAAUGAAGUGGCAAGUUGGAAACAAAAGUGAACUCCAAGGUCUUCUAGAGACAAGACUACCUUCCUUUACUGAAGAAGAAAAGAGCUUCAUUAAGGGAACAGCUGAUGUCUUCUGCAUAAAUCAUUAUACUACAAAGAUUGCACAGCAUGCUACAUUGAGGCUUAACCCUCAAUCUUAUGAAUAUGACUUGGACUUGUCAGUAGCAGAGGAAGGAGAUUCACCAACUACUGCUAUCAGUAAUCAGAGAGCUGUAGCAUGGGGUUUGAGAAGACUCCUCAAUUGGAUCAAAGAGGAGUAUGGAGAUCCAGAGAUUUACAUUACUGAGAAUGGAGUAGCUACAGACAUUAAGACCACAGUUGAUGACAUAGACAGAGUAUUUUACUACAAAACCUACGUUGAUGAGGCUUUAAAGGCUCAUAAUCUUGAUGGUGUGAAGGUGAAAGGAUACAUAGCAACAUCUCUCAUGGAUUCUUUUGAGUGGCUCAAUGGGUACCAAUUAGGAUUCGGGCUGCACCAUGUGGACUUCACUAACCCACAUCGGCCAAGGACACCCAAACACUCUGCUCACUAUUAUUACCAAGUCAUGAAGGACAAUGGCUUCCCAUUACCAAAUGAUGAGAAGAUACUUUAUGGACAGUUUCCCAGAGCGUUUAACUGGAGUACUGCCAGUGCCGCUUUCCAGAUUGAGGGGAGCUGGAGAGCCCAUGGAAAGGGACUGGGUAUCUGGGACCAGUUUGCCCAUACUCCUUUGAGAGUGGACAACAGUGAUGAUGGCGAUAUUGCUUGUGAUAGUUACAACAAGAUUGACGAGCAUGUGGAGGUGCUGAAGAAGCUGAAGGUGACCCACUAUCGCCUCUCUGUAUCCUGGCCCAGAGUGCUUCCUGAUGGCACCAACAACCACAUCAAUGAAGCUGGACUGAACUACUACCAUAGAUUACUGGAUGCCUUGGAAGCUGCUAAUAUUCAGCCCCAGGUGACCCUGUACCACUGGGACCUCCCCCUUGCUCUACAGAAAGUGGGAGGGGAGAAUGAAACCAUCGUCCAGCGAUUCAGAGAGUAUGCCGAUGUUUUAUUCAGCGGAUUUGGAAACAGAGUUAAGUUCUGGAUCACUCUAAAUGAACCCUACAUUGUAGCCAACCUUGGCUAUGGAUAUGGGACCUUUGCUCCAGGCAUUGUGGGCAAGCAGUAUAUUGCAGCUCACAACCUAAUCAAGGCCCAUGCUGAGGUCUGGCACCUCUACAAUGACAAGUACCGAGCAACGCAGGGUGGCCUCAUCUCAAUUACCGUCAAUUCCGAUUGGACGGAGCCAAGGAACCCUUAUAAGCAGGAGGAUUACGAUGCAGCCAUUCGCUACAUGCAGUUCUUCAUUGGAUGGUUUGCCCAUCCCAUCUUCAACGGUGAUUAUCCUGACUUAAUGAAAACAAUCAUUCGUAAAAGAAGCCUUGCUGCACAUUUUUAUAAACCUUUUGGGAAGGAUUUGGGAAAUCUUCCUGAGUUCACUCCUGAGGAAAUCAAGAGGAUAAAAGGAACUCAUGAUUACUUUGGCUUAAACCACUACACAUCGGUUCUUUCAUUCCCAAUUGAUAUGGGAAAUCAGCAGGAUUAUGAAGGUGACAGGGGCACUGGAGCCACACACGACCGCACCUGGAUUGAAUCUGGUUCCUUCUGGCUAAAGAUUACCCCCUUUGGAUUUAGGAAACUCCUAAAGUUUAUCAAGGAUGAGUAUGGAAACCCACCUGUCUAUGUCACAGAGAACGGGAUCUCAGAACGAGGAGCAGUGGACUUGAAUGACAUCCACAGAACGCACUACUACGAAAAUUACAUUAACCAGGCUCUGAAAGCCCAAGUUCUGGAUGGAGUUGAUCUGAGAGGCUAUACAGCCUGGUCAUUAAUGGACAAAUUUGAGUGGGCUGCUGGCUACUCCGAGCGAUUUGGACUUUUCUUUGUGAACCGCUCAAACCCCGCCCUUCCUCGCAUUGCUAAAAAAUCAGCUUCUCGGUACGCCUCCAUCAUCGCCUGCAAUGGUUUCCCAGAUCCAGUUCUUGGGACCCAUGAGUGUUUGAACCCUGAACCCGAAGAGAACACACAUACUACUGUCCCUGUUCUGCCUCUGAACAUGGUGGACUUCUUGGGUCUGGAGAUUUCACCUAAUGAUGCUAAAGUUGCACUGUAUGUCAUAUUCGUAUUUCUUCUUGUAAGUGUACUUGGUAGCAUCUUUGUCUUACACCGGCUCCUAAAAACAAGAAGGAAGUCAAAGGCAGCUGCAGGGGAGUCAGUGAAGUUGGAGAGGAAGUGA